Molecule: messenger RNA, 9756 nt
Organism: Phialemonium atrogriseum
Lineage: Eukaryota; Fungi; Ascomycota; Sordariomycetes; Cephalothecales; Cephalothecaceae
Exons: 1
Coding region: 1-9756 (3251 amino acids)
Biological process (GO): fermentation
Cellular component (GO): membrane
Source: RefSeq, a predicted model, not a curated record
AUGCCCUCCAGUAGGAACGCAUUCGACCCCGACAAUCGUUCUCCGUUCAAUGGGGAAUUCCUCGCAUACCUCAUUGUCUGCGGAGCCUUGUCCAUCUUCUUCCUGCUCUACUUCAACCGAGUCUUUGCAUCCGUUGUCUCGUGGGCCAUUCGGACUUGGACCUGGCAUCAAUACCGAGUCUAUAUCGACAUCCAAGCACUCCAGAUAUCUCUGCUCGGCGGGCGAGUCUUCUUCACGGGUCUCCGGUACCAUGGGAACAACGAGACCGUUCUGAUACAGAACGGAUAUAUUACCUGGUCAUACUGGCUACGCCGUGUUCGAGAUGUCGACAUCAGGAAUAAAAAGGAGAAAGCGGCAGAAGAAGCGGCAGGUAUUCAGGGAAACGACUCCGGCCCCUCUUCGCGACUCCCGUGCCGAGUAAACGUAUCCGUGCUUGGAGUCGAGUGGUUCGUCUACAAUCGCACCCCAGCGUAUGAUACGGUCCUAGCAGGAUUGACGGAUGAUGGGGACGAGGAAGGCGAGCCAUCGAUUGAGCCACAGCAAGAGGCCGGCGGAGCUUCUUCGAAGCUGCGACGGAGGCGGUCGAAACGGGGUGAAGGUUCAAACGGACUACCUAGGGGGCGGUCUUCGGAGCAGACGGAACUGAACGAGUCCAAACCGGAACUUGGCAAGCAAGGAGAGAAUGGGUCUGGCCCCCACAGACAUUCAGCCUCACACUCCUCCAGCUCGAGCGAUGACGAAGCCAGAGGCCCGGACAGUACAGAUCAUGAAUAUGCUAUCCCUCUCAUGCUGCGGCUCUUUCCGAUCAACGUUGAAUGCCAAACGGCCGGGCUUGUCAUGGGGAACGAGAACACCAAGGCAGUGCUGAUUGUCAAGGCGGAUGCCGUGUCUGGAGACAUCGAUGCGUCUGAUACGGAUACACCAGACCCGUACCGGCAACUCUUCAGGCUGAAAUUCAAGCACCCGGUCAUUGAGAUGAGAGAUAACCAGGACUUCAAGGAGAAUCAAGCUGACCGAGCUGUACGAGAAAAAGGCGUGGCACAACACCGCGAACCCGUACAAACAAAAUCCUACUUCCGUCGACAGCGGCGUCGGAUCAUGGGCCAAAUUCGUGGACUGGUUCCUUACUGGAGGAAGUCUGUCGAGUCUUUUUCCUCCGACUCGAGGACCGCCCCUGGCGCCGCCGGUGGCCCCCACCCCCCCGGUCUAAAUCAUUGGCAGGGGCUCUCGAGAUACCUUGACGACAGCGAAGAUCAGAAGGCCCGAUGGGCGUCGGUGGAGUAUGCUGCUCUGCCGACCAUCUUGGACAGCCCGGAAGCGUCCAUGACCAUUUAUUGGGAUGUAGUGAGUAAGGUUGGUCUUGGACCGGCCCGGAGUGACGACGCCGAGAAGUUUGCGGACAACAUCAAUGGCGAGGAGCCGCCAGCUUGGGCCAUCAACCUGUCAAUCAAGGGCGGAUCAGUCAACUAUGGGCCCUGGGCGGACAGGCAGCGAGCGGAAUUGCAGCGGACUUUCUUCCCCACGAUGUGCAAAGACGCACGUCCUGCGAAACAUCUUCCAGUCGGUGCGGCCCGGGUCCCCACGCAGUUCAAGCUCUAUAUAGAGCUCGAGGAGGAGACGACCAUCCGUGUCCCAACCAGGGAGGAAUCCAAGAAUUGGAGAUGGAAAGGCAAAGAGCCAGAGCUAAUUCCGAGCCGAGGACGAGACAAGCGUAUAUUUAAGGGCCUCAAUAAGAAAACCCAACAAACGCCUCAGACCCUUCAACGACCUUACGGCUGGCUGGACAUCAAGGUUGCCGCAAACUCGACAGUGUCGUACUCGAUGGACAUGUUCGCGAGCGCCUCGGGCUACUCCAACACUCUGCAUGUAGACCUUCCCAAGACCGAGAUCUCAAGCAGCAUCAACCACGAACUGCUGUGGAGAUCUGGCGCCCAGCGUAUAUCUUGUGACUUAUCCACGCCGUUGCGGUGGAACUCCCUCCGUCAGUGGCACUUCAAGGUGGCCAGCGAAGAUCUCGAGCUGUUCCUCUUGCGAGACCACGUCUUUCUGCUCAUAGACCUGGUGGAUGACUGGACCACGGGCCCUCCUGCCGAGUACUUAGUCUUCGCUCCGUUCAAGUACCAUCUGGACCUUCAGCUUCAAAACGUCAAGCUCUACCUCAACGUUAGCGACGCGAAUAUCAUCAACAACCCGACUGACAUGGAGGACAAUACCUAUAUUGUGAUCGGAAGCCCCCUUCUAAGCUCUACGACUUGCAUCCCCGUCGACAAGUACAGGCCGAGCAAGAACGCUAUUCCGUUCGAUAUCCGGGCAGAUACUGCCACGGUAGGGAUCCAUGUUCCUCCCUGGAACACGCAAGCAACCUUCCUGCCAUCCACCGAGAUCGGCGACCUCGAGAACCUUCUUGUUGACGGUUCCUAUCACUACAACGCAACCACUUCGCUUGCUAAUACCGAUACCCUGGUCUUGAACGUAACGGCGAAGUCCCCAGCCGCAUGCAUCCACGGGUUCGUCCUCCGGUACUUCCUCAAGCUCAAGGACAACUACUUUGGGGACGAUAUCCACUUCCGGACGCUGGAAGAGUAUCAAGAAUCAUUGAGACUGAAAGAGAAGAAUCCAGAUUCGGAGACUGUGAGCCGCCCUCCGCACAAGCAAUCAAACGACCUUGAUGUCAUGGUGAACCUUCGUCUCGAUGAUUGCAAGGUCCUCCUUCCCAGCAACCUGUACGCUUCGACGCGACAUGCUCAGAUUGACACGCCCUCGCUAUCCUGUGAUUUGCGCUUCACAAACUACUACAUGGAUAUGGAACUCGUGGUUGACCCGCUCAGCCUGUCACCGGGAAAUUCUGAUGGAGGCAUGGAGACCCCUAUAAGCGCAACUUCAUCGACACAGCUCUUCAUCGACGGCAUUAAGCUUUAUGGUCAUCGACUCUUCGGCCUUCCACCAACCGAGCCCACAUAUCUUUGCAACUGGGACAUUUCCGUGGGGGAUGUUACCGGAGAGUGCUCGGCAGACUUCCUCGCCUCCCUGAUCAGUGGGGGAAAGGCAUUUGGGUUCUCGUUUGACGACGAUGAGAAUGCCUUGGUAUCCUAUUCGUCCGUCAUAUUUUAUGAUGUCACCUUCUUGCGAGCUUUCGUGCAGUCAGUCAACCUCUGGUUGCAUGUUGAAGAAGCCGCCUUUUUGCUGUCUACCGGAUUGAUUGACGUGAAAUACAACGACUGGGCAAGAUCGCACUAUUCGAGACGGGCCAACAUCAGAAUCCCGGAUGUCAAACUCUCCUGCGUGAACUCCGAGUCCGUAUCGCGGAGUAAAUCAAGGUCCCACCGCGCAGUUGAGGCCGACGCCUUGGUACGGACCAGCGUUCAUUUGGCCAUCAUUGGCCGUAAAUUCGACUUCUCCAAUGAGCGAAAGCUACAGCAGGAGCUUGUGCGGAGAGAAGAUCAGCGGACACACAGGACAGGGUUCCUCUGUCUUCCAGGAUUGCUGGAUGAACUGAUCCCCGAUCCUGUCGACCCCCCUGCCCAAUGCUUCCCCGAUGUCCCCCAGCCGACGGGGUUAGAACAUGUUCAGGGCGAUGGGUCGUCGCACACAUCGUCUGCGCGGUCCCGACAUCCCAGAGGUCUGCGCCACAAGAGCUCUUUCCUCUCUUUUUCGAGCGCAAGCGAAUGCAGUAUCGUGAGACCCCAGAGUUCUAGGCUGUCUGGUGCGAGGGGGAAACGGCCGGAAUAUCUACAGCCUUUUGCCCCCCUCGAUCAGCGCCCUGGCCGAGCUGGGCACCCCGCAGAGCGCGACCGAGAAGUAUCUGCGUCAACUGGACGGCAUUCUGCAUUCUACAGCGCAGCAGGCGACGUCAACGACCGCCAUGAUGCCGGGCACAGUUCGGUGGCUUUCCCAAGCCAGUAUCUUGCUCCCUAUUUUCCCUUUGAGCGUGUGAAGCCAGACGCUUUCGAGGCGAGGAUGCAAGGCAUGGAAGAUGACGAUGACGAUGCUGGGGAUGAUACACCUGACUCUGUCGGAUUCGACUUGGAGGACAUCGACGCCGACAUGCUGAGCGAAGAUUGCGUCUCUUCAAGCACUCUGGUGGAAUUCCCGGCAGGCCUCACGGCAUUUUUCAAUCCGCAGUCGUUACGGUAUGUAGCAGCCCUCAUAGCUGCUCUCCAGCCUUCUGAGCCCGAUGACAUUCUCGACGCUAUACAAGUUGAUUCCAUGGAGGAGAUCUUCGGGAUGCAGAGAGCACAGAAGAUGAAAGGCCAGGUCAAAGACGUGUUUGUCAGGCUUCCGAGAGCAAAUAUCCGGUUCAUAAACGUCUCGGAUCUAGAUAGUCCGGAGCCCUCGCACGAGGAGCAGGACCAGUAUGACUUCUCAAUAACCAAGCUGGUACUGGCGUCAAGGUCUGAAACUAAAUGGCUCGACGCCUUCAAGCCCGAGUCAAAGAAGACGGAUACAUCCUUCCACCUGCGCCUGAAAUCCGUGGAGCUCUCUGCAGCGGAAAGAUUCCACGACAUGGAGGGUCCUCAAGCAGCCGCCUUGGCGCAGAUCGAGCGCGUCGUGGUGUCUAUGGGGUCCAAGGACUUGACCUACCUCGACGCCGACAUAGGCAGCAUCCAAGGCAAUAUCUCGUCGAUGAAGCUCGAAUACCUGGCUUCCCUCAUUCACAGGACCAACAUGUUGGCCUCGGAUUUCGGGAAGCUCUUCGCGGAAACCGCGUCUCGGGAACGACAUCUUGUCAGGUAUCUCGUUCAUCGCCUGAUCAAAGAUGCGCAGGCUGCUCCAGAUCCGACUUUCCUCAUCCGACCUUCGGCCGUUCUGCGUUCUGCCCGGCAACAUCUGCGGACCUUUGACUCGUGGAAGAUCGCCAUGCGCCUGCGUGAGAUGUGGACAACUCUAGAUCCAGAUCGAAAAGAACAACUCACACUCGACUGUCUAGGGGAUUUGCCAUCCCUUCCCGAUGACAUUAGGCAGCAAGCCGUCGCUUCCUUCCAAAGGUGGAGGAGCUGGGACCUCAGAGAUGCGUCGGCAAGCGUGCUCCUGAACAAGAUAUUUGGCCGCUCAGGGGACCACCUCAACCCCCCAUCCGACGAGGGCCCAGUCAUGGCGGUUGUAAGGGUUGCAGAGACUCGGUUGGUUCUCGACCCAGGGCCAAAGCAGAAUGAGAUCACCUUUUUGGAUCUCACAGCGCGGUUCGAGACAAGCCAUGCACCGCGGGAAGAAGGGGGAAAGGCUGCGACCGACGUCCCUAACGGAUCUCUGACGGUCUUGAACAUUUAUUGCGACGAUGCCUCAAUCAACCUGAACUGGGAGCUAUGCGAGCUUGCAGAUGAUAUCCUGAGGCUGUAUAAUAAGAUACAAGCCAAGCCAAGCCCUCAAAGCCCUCCUCCAGUCAAGUCGCCUCCGUCUCCUUCUCCAACCGGCCGUCAGGAACGCACGAUUCAUUGUGUAGUGUCUCUCGGCCGAGGCUUAAUUGCUCUAGAGACAGUCAAUAUCCAUGCAUCCUCGGUCGGCAGUGGUAUGAAGGCCUCGUUUCUCCUCAGAUCAGAAAGGGAGAAUGAUGUCUCAGACGCCAACUUUAUCCUCAGUUGCGAUUCGGUGCAGUCAAGACUUCGCAGCGGCGCCCAGGGGCUUGUCAAACUGGUCCUCCACAAGUCGAGUGUGCUUGUUUCUCAUGAGCUGCAGGCGGGCGAGACAACCGACAGGCACACGAUCAAGGCAACAGCCAGCAGCCAAGACAUGUCGGUUGUUGUAAAACAGGAUCCGGUCGUCCUGUCAGAAGUUCUGGAUGCCGUCAUCAGGGAUGAGGUCGCCCAGCUCCACCGCCUGACGCACGAGCUGCCCUCGUCGCCGGUGCCAUCGUCGCCAACUAAGACAAUAAUCGACCGCCUCUCUGCCUUCAGAGUCAAUGUCGCCAUGUUUAUGGAUCGGUACACCAUCAGCAUUCCACUUCUCCGUUCGUUGACUUAUACCGUCUCCGGGACGGUAUCCAGAGCCGCAAUGGCAGCCAAUUUUGGCAGGGAGAUCAUCUUCGACUUUGACGUGAAGGAAAACUCGCACGAGAUGCAGAUCAUCGUGGACAAUAUGCCUCGAAGCAUAUCUCUGCUACAGAUACCUCCAACGAAUGGAAGAGUUACCAGUCACAUGGGCCAUGGUGGACACUCCAUCACAAUCUUUGCGUCGGUAGAGCUGGUGCAACUGGACGCCUCGGCUGUCUACAGUCUGCUCACGGCGCUGAAUCGACCAGAAAUUUCAAGCGUCAUCAACGAUCUGCAGCAACAGAGCGGGAUCAUUCGAGAGCGAAUUACCGCCCUGUUCGGCACAGACGGUGGCCAAGUCACAAAAUCGAGCCACCAGAAGAAAGCCGAAGUUCUGGGUUAUGGCGUCCACUUGACCUUUGCUGGUCUUGAAGUGUUUGGGUCCAGCCCCCUGAAGUCGAGCAUGUCCCCAAUGGCCCAUAUAUCGUUUUGCCUUGAUAGUGUUAACCUGGAGAUGACCAAUCGUGUUGAGCAUGACGGACCGAUCCUCGCCUACCCAGAAGUGCACAUCAACCUACGCAAGGUUGCCUUUGAGAUCCGGAGGGGGACUCCCGACUCUCUAGGUUCUUGCGGAAAUCUCGUCUUUGGUGCAUUGGUGACGACUACCUCGAGACUAACCGAUGAUGGGGAAGUUAUGAGAUUCUUCAACCUCAAGAGCGACGGGUUUGAAAUCAGCCUGUCACCAGACACCGUUUCAACUGUUGUUGAUGUUCUUGGCUACAUGGGCGACAAAUUCAAGGACCUCGGGACGUCUCGGGAACUCGAGUAUCUGCGGAGAAUAAGGCAGACGAAACCGCGGAUCGCCAUCAACGACCAGGAGGAACAGCCGGAGCCCGACGUCGUCCACGAUUUCCUCUCCUCCAUGACUUACACUUUCGAGAUGCGUGACAUCGACGUGUGCUGGCGCGUCACGAAACCCAAUGAAGAACCAUCUCAGGACAAGGACGACCUGGUCCUCUCGCUGCAGCGGAUCGAGUUUGGCACCUGCACUAGAAACUCGGCCAGGCUGACUAUCGAGAAUCUGCAGCUCCAGAUGGUGUCACCGCUGCAGGACAGGAAAUUCCGGUCCCCGAACUCGGCUCUCCUGCCCGAAGUCAUCUUCAACAUCGCCCACGUAUCCACCUCGGAUGCUCGUCGAUUAGCCUUCCAGGCCGUUGGAAAGUCGUUGGAUCUUCGACUCAACUCUGGCUUCAUAAUCCCAGCUGCCAACCUAGAAGACUCGAUUACUCUAUCCAUCAAGAACGUCCAACAGGCUUCGCGAAAUUGGCGACCAGUGAUCCCACCCACGGCAUCUCCAGCUGCUCCGGGAUCGGAAACAGAGAAACCAAGACAAGCCAGCCUUCUGGGGAGCAGGAGGCUGGAGUCGUUGCUCGUGGACGCUGACUUUGCUGGUGCUGUCGUCUACCUGACAAGCAAGACGGAUCCCAAUGAUUUCACCACGGCCGACAGAUCAGGACGGCGGGGCAUGUCCGGAAAAUACGGACAGUUUGUUCAAGAAGAUUCGGGCAGCACGGUCUUGCGCAGUCCGGGUCUGGCUUGCAAGAUGGAAUACUUCGACAACGGCAAGGACACUCCGUCGCUCUAUGGCGAGGUCAAGAUCGAUGCCUCGAGCAACAUACUCUAUCCGUCCGUCGUUCCCCUGAUCAUGGACAUAACAAACACGGUGAAGGAAGUGGUCAGCAGCGAAAGUGACGAGGACAAGAAGACCCAUGUCCAGCCACACGACGUGCUGGCCCGGGCCAAAGUCGGCGAUGAUGACAGCAUCCUCACGGCAGAUCCAAGUGCCGUGCUUGGUCGCCUGAAACUCAACCUAGGCCUUCGCAUCUACAAGCAAGAGUUCUCCUUGAGCUGCCAGCCUAUUGCCCGAGUCGCUGCCACUGCUAGCUUCGACGAUGUGUACUUCACGGCCAACACUGUUCAUUCCGUCGAGCAAGGCAACUUCUUUGCCAUCUCAGGGGCUUUCAGCAACCUCCGGGCGUCGGUCCAACACGUCUAUUCAAGAGAGUCGACCGGCAGUUUCGAGGUCGAAUCCAUCGUACUCUCCCUCAUGAACAGCAAGCAUGUCAGUGGCACCAGCGGUGUGUCUGCAAUAAUGAAGGUUAGCCCAAUGAAGGUGUGUGUCAAUGUCAAGCAGCUUCAGGACUUCCUCCUCUUCAGAGAGAUCUGGAUCCCCCGCGAGAUCUGGCGGGCCUCGUCAGCGCCCGUCGCGACACUCGUUACCGAGACUUCGCAGUGGCACCUCGCCCAGCGCUACCAACAAGUCGCCGCGACGGCUGCGUUCCCCUGGACAGCAACGGUGUCGAUCACCGCGCUCGAGAUCAACGUGGACCUCGGACAAGCUCUUGGGAAGUCGGUAUUCGCCAUCUCCGAGUUCUGGGCAUCGUCCAAGAAGACGUCUGACUGGGAGCAAAACCUGUGCCUCGGAUUCGAGAAGAUAGGCGUCGACAGCACCGGUCGGAUGAGCGGAUUCGUGGCCCUGCAGAAUUUCCAGUUGCGCUCCUCGAUCAAGUGGCCCGAGAGGGAACAGGCGCUGAACGAGACACCCCUCGUCCAGGCGUCGAUAGGAUUCGGCCAGCUGAGAGUCAAGGCCGCGUUCGACUAUCAAGCCUUUCUGGUUGCCGACAUCACGUCGAUGAAGUUCAUCAUGUACAAUGUCCGGCGUAGCCGUGAAGGCGCCGGAGAUCGUCUGGUCGCCAUGUUCGAUGGCGAAGCCGUCCAGGUCUUUGGGACGACAACGUCAGCCGCUCAGGUGGUCGCAUUGUACCAAGCAUUUCAGCGACUGAUCCAGGAGAAGAAGGCAAACUACGAAUCAUCCCUCAAGGAGAUUGAGAGGUUUCUGAAGAGAAAGACCGGGACCGCACCCGCACUACUACCCCCCCGAGGGGGUCUUCUUGAAAGACCCGUCGACGACGACGCGCUUCUGAAAUCCCCCAUCCUGCUCGACACCAACGUCGUGGUGACGCUCAAGGCGCUCAACCUGGGCAUCUUCCCGAGCACAUUCUCGGACCGCCAGGUCUUCAAGAUGGAGGCGCUGAACGCCCAGGCCAGAUUCGCGGCCAGCAUCGAGGAGCGGCGGAUCCACAGCAUCCUCGGCCUGACGCUCGGGCAGCUGCGGAUAGGGCUCGCGGGGGUCGGGCAGAGGCCGGGGCCGGCCAAGACGCUGAGCGAGCUCUCGGUGGAGGACGUGGUGUCGAGCGCGACGGGGUCGCGCGGCGGCACCAUCCUCAAGGUGCCGCGGGUGGAGGCGUCGAUGCAGACGUGGCAGUCUCCCGACUCGAAGCACAUCGACUACCUCUUCCACAGCGCCUUCGAGGGCAAGGUCGAGGUCGGGUGGAACUACAGCCGCAUCAGCUACAUCCGCGGCAUGUGGGCCAACCACGCCAAGGCGCUCGCGCAGACGUGCGGCAGGGAACUGCCGCCCGUGACGGCGAUCCGGGUGACGGGGGUGCCGGAGCCGCAGCAGGGGGCGGGGUCGGGGUCGGGGCAGCAGACCAAGAUCACGGCCGAGGUCAACGUGCCGCAGUCAAAGUACGAGUACACGGCGCUCGAGCCGCCCGUCAUCGAGACGCCGCAGCUGAGGGACAUGGGCGAGGCCACGCCGCCGCUCGAGUGGAUCGGCCUGCAGAGGGAUCGGCUGCCGAACCUGACGCACCAGAUCGUCAUUGUGUCGCUCCUGGAGCUGGCUAGCGAGGUCGAGGAUGCGUACUCGAGGAUCUUGGGGUCGUCGUGA